Eubalaena glacialis (North Atlantic right whale) is the source of this 1670-nucleotide messenger RNA. RefSeq names its product glyoxalase domain containing 4 (gene GLOD4). The record is from RefSeq and is a predicted model, not a curated record. Bases 33 to 929 code for a protein of 298 amino acids. The transcript has 9 exons. Lineage: Eukaryota; Metazoa; Chordata; Mammalia; Artiodactyla; Balaenidae.
GCGGUGCGGCGCUGUACGAGUGACGGGUGGUCAUGGCGACUCGUCGGGCUCUGCACUUCGUGUUCAAAGUGGGAAACCGCUUCCAGACGGCGUGUUUCUAUCGUGAUGUCCUGGGAAUGAAGAUUCUUCGGCAUGAGGAAUUUGAGGAAGGCUGCAGAGCUGCCUGUAAUGGGCCUUAUGAUGGAAAAUGGAGUAAAACAAUGGUGGGAUUUGGACCUGAGGAUGAUCAUUUUGUUGCAGAACUGACUUACAAUUACGGCAUUGGCAACUACAAGCUUGGCAAUGACUUCAUGGGUAUCACGCUCGCUUCUAGCCAGGCUGUCAGCAACGCCAGGAAGCUGGAGUGGCCACUCAGUGAAGUGGCAGAAGGUGUUUUUGAAACCAAAGCCCCGGGAGGAUAUAAGUUCUAUUUGCAGAACCGCAGUCCAUCUCAGUCAGAUCCUGUAUUAAAAGUAACUCUAGCAGUGUCUGAUCUUCAGAAGUCCUUGAACUACUGGUCUAGUCUACUGGGAAUGAAAAUUUAUGAAAAAGAUGAAAAGAAGCAGAGGGCUUUGCUGGGCUAUGCUGAUAACCAGUGUAAGCUGGAGCUACAGGGCAUCCAAGGGGCAGUUGAUCAUGCAACAGCUUUUGGACGAAUUGCCUUUUCUUGCCCCCAGAAAGAGUUGUCAGACUUAGAAGAUUUGAUGAAAAGGCAGAACCAGAAGAUUCUGACUCCCCUGGUGAGUCUGGACACUCCAGGGAAAGCAACAGUGCAAGUUAUCAUUUUGGCCGACCCUGAUGGACAUGAAAUUUGCUUUGUGGGGGAUGAAGCAUUUCGAGAACUCUCUAAGAUGGAUACAGAGGGAAGCAAAUUAUUGGAUGACGCAAUGGCAGAAGAUAAAAGUGAUGAAUGGUUUGCUGCACAAAAUAAACCAAAGGCUUCAGGUUAACCGAAGACAUCAUGUGGAACAAGCAUUAGUGAUUCCUGUCGAACACCUGUGAGGCCUGAUGUGUGCAUUAUGUGACAAAUGUUCUCACAACUUGGUGGUUUCCUGUAUAGGCAGAGAGGCUGGGUGGUGAAGAUUUGUGUAUUUUAAUCUUUGAGAGCUCUGAUAUAUUUUAGAGAGAAAAUCCUUUCAUUAUUAGUCCAUUUAGAGGAGAACUCUUGCUGUCAUCUAUGCCAUCCCUGGAAGGGUACAUUUUGUGUGUAACUGUAUUAGAUUAGUAAUACAUUCUUCUGAAGCCUGGGACAGCUGUAUUGAACAGGACCUUUGGUUGGGGAUGGAGGGAAUUUUCUUAAGUAUGUAGAUUUAAAGAGAACAAAUAAACCCAAAUCAAUUGCUUACAGCAGGAGUACUUCCAGUACCUGGUGACAGUAUGCUGUUCUAAUGUCUUACUCUGGCAGGCCUUGACCAAUGAAAACUUUUAAAGAAAUUUUGUGCCUUGAACCAAAAGACUUGGUUAACGUUCCCACAUUCUUUGCUUUAAAUUUUUGAGUAGCCAGAGAAAACAGACAAAAGGAUCUAAUGUGUUAUGUUGCUACACACCUGGCUCUGUGCUAGUUUCUCUCUCUCUCUCUCUCUCUCUCUAUAUAUAUUUUUUCUUUUUUCUUUUAAUCCUCGUAAGAAGAGACCAUGUUAGAUUUUUAGUGAUGGAUUAGAUGAUUUCUUCAGCAUGAAAAUCUUUUUUUU